Molecule: messenger RNA, 2185 nt
Organism: Solea senegalensis (Senegalese sole)
Lineage: Eukaryota; Metazoa; Chordata; Actinopteri; Pleuronectiformes; Soleidae
Product: EF-hand and coiled-coil domain-containing protein 1
Exons: 9
Coding region: 169-2100 (643 amino acids)
Source: RefSeq, a predicted model, not a curated record
GGCAUUUAAUCCUGACUUGAUGCUCCGGGAAGAGAUCCAGGCUGAGUAUUCCAGGGAAUUACGUCACAACAGGGGCAGGAUUUUAAGGGAUUAAAACCAUGUCUAAUGCCAGCGCGUAAUCUGAUUUUGAUUUGGUGACAUCUUGAAGAUAAGAGAGUAGUUGUUGUCAUGGAGCGCACGGUGUCGCGCGGGGAGUCCUGGCCUCGCGCCGCGCGUAAAAGCGAGUGGCUCCGGAGCGCACUGGCCCAUCACCACUGCCCCGACCCCGGCGUGCAGAACGAAAUCGUGGUCCUUGCUACUGGGGUAGACCAGUACCUGCAGGAGGUCUUCCACCACCUGGCCUGCACCAACAGGGACGACGCGGUGACGGCGGAGGAUUUCACGGCACUGUGCGCCGUGCUGGGUCUCACCGGAGCGGGGAAGAGGACGAGGACAGUACCGGAGAACGAGACAGGAGGAGAUGGAGAGAAAGAGCAGGAGGAGGAGGGGGAAGAGUUCAGGGAUGUGUGUUCGCGGCUGCCCACUCAGCUCUCCUUUAAGGACUUCCACUCGCGGCUCUGUGGGGUUUUCCGUGUGCGCAGUGCGCGCAGAGGCACCGAGGAUCGAACCCGGCGCUUGCCCGUCACCGAGGACACGGAGCUGGUGCAGACACAGAUCCGAGUCAGGUGGCCGCGCGUCCGGAGGAGAAAAUGCGUCAGUUUUGACCUGUCCAGAGAGCAGAGUGGACCCGCACACAUCCACAGUGGAACCACUGCGGUGACGGAGCGUGACGCAGGUGAGGUCUCAGCUCUGAGGGAGCUGGUGGAGGACCUUCGCUCAGCGCUGCAGAGCAGCGACGCUCGCUGCUUGGCCCUGGAGGUGGCCCUCAGACGGGAGAGGAGCCGUAGCCUCCCUCCUCCCUCCAGCUUCACCUCCGCCGUUUCAACUCCCACAUCUUCUAUCACCUUCAUCCAAGGAAAACUGGUCCCAACACAGAGAAUUAGAGGACAGUGCAGCGGUGCUGGAGGAGGAGGAGGCAGCAGGCUGAGGAGGACGGCGAGGACGCUGGACAUCAGGGACCCUCUGCUGAGGGAACUGAGGCUGAUCCGCUCCUCACGUGACGGGCAGCUGGAGGAGGCCAUCAAGUUCAAUGAGUGUCUGGAGAAGGAGCUGCAGUGGGCCUAUCAGGAGGUGCGGAAGCUGCAGGGGGUGGAGUCAGCACUGAGGAAGGAGAACACUCAGAUCAGGAGGCGGGCGGAGGAGGCCAGGGAGGCUCUCAGUCUGGGGCUCCAGAGAGUUCGGCUGAUCCAGGAGCAGGCCCAGACUGUGCCGCAGCUCCAGUCCAGGAUCACACAGCUGGAGACUGAGCUGCACCUGUACAGCUCCUACUGUAGCUGUGCCUUUGACUCCUCCCAUCAACAGCUGCGUCCAAUCAGGACAGAAGAAGUUUCUAAUAAAACAGACGCAGAGUGUCUGCAGAGAGCAGUGGAGGGCAGAGCUGCCUCUGAUGAAGAGGACGAGGACAGACAGCCGAGGGAGGACGGACACAGCUGCCUGUCGGAGGUGAAGAAGCACAAGAGUCAGCUGCACAGCUGUGGGAAAGGAUGUCGCAGUCACACGGUCAGUCCUCUGGUCAGUCCUCUGGUCAGUCCUCUGGUCAGUCCUCUGGUCAGUCCUCUGGUCUCUCAGAUUCUCCUCCAGGAUAAAAACCUCAGCUGGACGAGAACAAACCAAGAGCAGCAGGAAGGAAGCAGAGGCUCUGAGAGAGACCAGCAGACGGAGACAGACGAGGACAAUCCGAGGCUGGAGGACAAACACAAGAUGUUUCUGCUGGAGGAGAAACUCACAGACGCCCUCACUCUGCUGCUGCAGCUACGCAACGAGAACAUGUCCCGCACAGCUCUGGGGAAGAUAGUGAAGGACACUCUGGGCGUGUGCAGUAGAAGCGGAGAUGGUCAGUCGAGGGUGAUCCAGGUUGCCAAAGCUCUGUGCCUGCAGCUGUCGUCCAGUGACCUCCUUGGAGACAGACUGAACAACAGAAGAGCAGCAGCAGAGAAUCUACUGGUCACAUCAUCUCGGCAUCAAAGCAGCACUACAAACCCUCUGCUCAUCUCCUGUUAAAAUGUUACAAUAUUUCUUACUUUCUGCUUUUAUCCGAUUUAAUGUAUUUAAAGUUCUUUUAAAUUGACUUUAUCCAAAAAUAAUU